CGUUCUUGCCGGCGAGAGCCCUGCUCCCAUGCGAUUCGACUUGCCAGGGUCGCACGUUGUUCAGCCGCGCACUCGUGACGGAGCGCGAGGAGGUUGAAGCGUCGAGCCCUUUGUGCGACCAACACAGUAGAUUCUGAUACGCCUCGUGAAGACCUCAGUAUUUAAAGCUUUGCCACUUCAAGCCAAGCGAUCGAGCCCUUGAUGAGGUGUCGUGGCCAGCACACUGCGUUCUGCGGUCACUGCAGGUACCGACCGAGUUGGUGCUUCUUCUGACAAGUCAUUCGGCUGACGCACCAGUUGUCGACGGCUCUGAAGCCUCCAGUCUCGCCGUCGCAUGUGCCUCGUCGAGGAAAUGCCUGAACGGUCUCGGUGCUUUUUCUACGUUGCACAAUCUUAUUGCUUGCAUAUUGGAUAUCUACGCAUCUUAUUGCUUGUGCAAUGUGAGAAACGAGCGAAACGUCCGAGAGGACACAGCAUGUACUUUGUCGACGCCCGCAGCGAGGCCGACGACGUUAACGCCAACGACCGGCGGCGACCGAUCGCUGCGAAGCGUCAGCGCCGAGAGGCGCCGCGUGGCCUCGUGCCAGGGCAGCUUCGGAGCCUCGAGCCGGCCGCGCGCCGUCUGCCCAAACCGCAAGCGGUCAUUCGACACGAGCCGAUCGACUACCUCGCGCUGCGACGAACAAGUUCGAGCACACAAGCGCUCUUGCGCAACCGCGAGCUGGUGCGCGAGAUCCUCGCCCCGGCCUCGCCCGAGAAGAAGCCAAUCGUCGCUCCACCCUCGAUCCACGACCGCGUUGCCGCCUUGGCCGCCGCAUCUUUCCAUAUGCAAGACGCCGUGGCACCUGUCGUCUACGCCCCCGACGACGAUCCGACGACCGUCUCCUUGCGCGAUGCCCAGGUCGCCCGCGCCACAAAGGCCCUCGCGGCUCUGCGUGUCGAGCGUGCGCAGCUCACUGCGGCGUGCGAGAGCGAUACGCAGCAGAUUCAAAGCGUCCUCAACGACGUCCGCGCCAACAUCUCGAGCAUGUACAUGUUUACACCCACCUUUCGCAUUUGGACGCGCACCAAGACACAGUCGGCGCUCGAGCGCUGGGUCACGUACACGGCGUGGCGCCGGGCCGAGGCCGCGCAGCUACAGCAGCUCACGCACUUUGCCGUACCGAUCCAACGCGCGUUUCGUGCGCGGCGGCAGGCACUACAAGGCCGCGUCGACCGCCGCGCGCUCCGCGCUGCCCAGUGGUGGGCCGCCGUGACGAUCCAGGCGUGGCUGCGACGACACAUUGCGCGGACUGAGGUCCAGCGUCGACGCGAAUCGCAGGUUGCUGUCGCGUUGCAGGCGGGGUGGCGCGGCCGCGACGGUCGACGGCGUGUGCGGCACCUUUUGCGCGACAAACUGCGCGCGCUCUUGCGGCACUUGUCGCCGCUGGGCACGCUGCAUCGCUUGGCCUACAUUUAUCACGGCAACAUGCGCGGUGCCGUCGCUCGGCUUCUCUCGUUGGCUGAAGACACACGCGUUGAUAUGGACCCGAUGCUGGCGACGACGCCGCUGGCACCAGUAACCAUUCGCCGCUUGCACGAUGCCGUGUACGAGCUCCAAGCCCUUGUCGUGAGCCGCCAAGCCGAGAUUGCGCAAGCCCAGCGCCACUACGCUCUCCAGCGCGCACUGCGUCUCACGCGCGUGCGCGCGGACGACGCGGCGCACAAGUCGACGCUGCUGGCCGAGGCCAUGGCCCGUCAUUUUCGAGCGAACGAGCGCCUCCUCAUGUACAAGGAGGAGAUGGACGCCAAGGAACGUCGGCGCGCCGAGCAGCAUGCGGCGGGGACCGCCCUCUACCGCCAAAUUUUGCUCGAGCGCCGCGAAGAAGACGAGAGCUGCCUUGCCAUGCACAUCCAGGAGAUGGAAACGCGCCACUACAUUGCAGAAGACCGCUGGCGGUCGGCCGACAAACGUCGUCGCCUCGGCGAACUCGACAAGGUGGAGGCGUGGCAGCGCGCGCAGGACGAUGCCGCCGCUGCGCGCACCAAAGUGCUCGCGAACGAACUCGUGGCGCAUCAAGCCACGGUGCACGCGGCUGCUACGCACGAACGCAUCGAGCGUGACCAAGCAUGGCUUGCCAAAUCCAAGGACGAUGCGGUGAUCCAGCAGGCUCGGAUGGCGGCGCGAGAGGCGGCCAGAGCUGCGGAAAAGGCACAGCGCAAAGCGCGCAAGCUGCAAGCAAUCCAAGCACAGCAGCAGCGAGCCCGCGAGUUGGCCGCGGCCAGGGCCAUCAAGCACCAGGAGCUGGCCGCCGAAGAGGCGGCGCGAGACCGCAUGCUUGCCGAAGACAUGUGCAUGCGUCGACUGAUCACCGAGCAGAAAAAACAGCUCGAAGCCCAGCUCUGGGCGGCCCAGCGCGCAGCUGCGCAGCGAGCCAAGCCAGAUCCGCUCGCCCUCGACCCCGCGGUCUUGCCGCUGCGACAGACAAUCGAGCGAGAGCGCCGCGCUCGGCUCGCAAUGGACGCAGAAGAAGCUGCGAUGCGUCGUGUGAUGCACGCCGACGCCAAGGCGGCGUAUCUAGCGGCCGCGCGGCUUCGCAAGCGACAGCUGGACGCGGACGCGCGCGCCGAAGCGAAAGAGCUCAUGGCCAUGGCCGACGAAGAAGCGCUCGAGCAGCGACGGCUCGCUGCCGUGCGCAAGGCCGACGAAUAUGCAGCGACGCUGCGGGCGAUGCAAGCGGCCGACGAAGCGUACAACAAGAAGCUCGCGGACCGCCUCUUUGAAGCCCGGUCGCGCAAGCUCAUGCACAACGAGGAGAUGCGUCUUCGGCGCCUGCUCCGUGAACUGCGCAUCCGAGAAGAGUACCACGAGCGCAAAGAGCGUCGCAAGAUGCAGGCGGAAGAGGCACAUAUGCGCCAGCACGUCGCCGACGUCGAGAAGCGCCGGCUCAAGCGGCUUGAAUGGACGCGGCGGGCCGAGAUGUGCGUCGAAGACAUUCGUAGUCACCAAGUGCGCGACCUCGAAGCGUGGGGGUUGCAAAUCGGGCUUGCGUUCUGGCGACCACUCGAAGAAAAGACGCUGCAGGCCUACGUCAUCGCGUACCCGACGCUCCUGCGCUGGAACAUUCAGUUUAUCCACUUGGUGACGGGUGUUCGCGGGGACCCCCCGUGGAAAAAAGUGACGUGGACGCCGUUGGUCGCGCCGGAAGCGGUGCAUGCUUCUUUAACCCACGCGCAAGAGCGUUGGCAGCGUCUUCGACAAUCGUACCUGCCACGAAUCGAGGCCGCACGCCUCGCCACGCAAGGCUACGUGUGCCUCAGUGCCGGCGACCUUGACAAAGCGCAAAGUAAACUCCGGGCAGCGUACGAGGCUGGCUACAAGGGCGCGCAGGUAGUGCGUGCGAUCGCCAAGUGCUACGUGCAGCUCUACGAGCGCCAUUGCCGCGACCAUGACAUCCGCAUGGGCCGCGUGUGGUACACGCAGGCCAGCAAGCACGUUGAGCUUUCCAUGUCGCCUUCGUUUCUCGUCGAAUAUGCUCAAGCUCUCUAUCUCGCUGGGGCCCUUCAACAUGCCGCCGAGGUCCUCGCGACGGUCAUUUCCGGCUUUCCGACCUUCGAGCAGCUCCCCCGUGUCAUCUUUCGUGCGGCAAUGCUCUUGUGGUCGCUCGAGCUCUACGACCAGAGCAAGGACUACCUCGUGUACCUCCUCGAGGCGCCGCCGCCGCCGUGGACCGACGCCGAGCUCCUCUUUCUCAUUGGCCGCCUCUACACGCUCGAGAACGACCCGCGCCAAGCGGCGUUGGCGUUUGACGAUGCGUACCGCCGCUGGAAAGUGCAGUGGGCCUUCUCCGGUCGCCAGCUGCAGUUUGGAUCGACCAAAGUGUGGCUCACGCACGCUACUGUGUGGCGCGACCUCGCUUCGAAAGCGCUUCGCCACCGCGAAUAUGUGCUCGCAAAAGACUUGUUUCAGCAAACCAUCAAGCGCCGUGUGCGCGAAGCGCAACAGGGCGACGAAGACGCGAGUACGACCAGUGACGUCGAUGCGUGGUCGCUCGAUUGGUUCCACCUCGCGCAGAGCCACACGGGGCUCUGCGACAAGGCCAGUGCCGCGACCGCCGUCAAGCACUGGCUCACGCAACACCCGUACAUGGACCAGCUCCUGACCAAGUGCCAAGCGUGGUCGGCCUCCCAUUGGGCGCACAUUGGACUCGCGCUGCGCGACGACUACCGCCACGUGCACGCCGUCACAGACGUGACGCGAUCUGAGAACGUCAUCACCAAAGUGCCGCUGCACGAGAAGCGGCUCAAGCAAUUGUGGCAGCGACACAAAAAGGUCCAGCAGCCCAAGAAGGCCAAGCGGACGACCGCCGAGUUGCGCGAGUGGCGCGCGGUGACCGACCCCAACACCCACCGCACGUUUUACGUGCACGCGACGACGUUGGCGAUCUCAUGGGACAAGCCAAUCUAGUUCUUAUUGCUGCUGCUUAGUCAAAGACCUUGGUCGC
Messenger RNA from Saprolegnia diclina VS20, 4484 nucleotides. RefSeq lists its product as hypothetical. The transcript has 16 exons. Gene Ontology annotation, molecular function: plus-end-directed microtubule motor activity; protein binding. The record is from RefSeq and is a predicted model, not a curated record. The coding region runs from base 335 to 4447 and encodes 1370 amino acids. NCBI's taxonomy places the organism in Eukaryota, Oomycota, Saprolegniomycetes, Saprolegniales, Saprolegniaceae.